CCAGCCAGCCUGACCAUCCGGCAGUAUCCGAACGGUGCGUUGGCCUCUGCCAGUAUCAGCUCAGGCCAUUGGUCCUGCCCAGCAUCCCGGCCCAUGAGCCCAUUGGUCCAUCUAGCCCCCCAGUUCAUGAGCUCAUUGGUCCAUUUAGCCCAGUGUCCCCAGCCUGUCAGCCCAUUGGUCCCCCACAGCCCCUGCAGUGGCCAAUCUCUGAUGAGGCUACAGAGGGAACCAAACUCCCAUAAUGCACCUGGCCAAGAGGUCAAUGCUCAGGGCCAGGGCCAGGGCUGGUGGAUGGAGAGGGUGGGCAGGGCAGGGCAGCAGAGCCGGUCCCUAGGCAGGCCUGGGAGCGCGGCUGGGGCCAGACAGGCAGAUGGCGCCUGGCCUUUGACUGCCCCUUUGCGGGUGGGGCACGGUCAGGGAGCAGAACUCUGGAGGGGUAUCGCCUGUGGGAAUCUCCCAUCAUGCUCCGCUCCAGGAGGAUGGGCUCAGACAGGAAGGGCUGCUUGGCUUGGCUUGUGGGUUAAGACACUGGGCUGGGACCCAGGAGAUUUUGGUUUCAAUGCUCAGCCCUGCUACAGACUCCCCUGUGUGAGUCACUUCAUCAGAGAAUGAGCCCUUCCCUGCCUCACAGGGCUGCUGGGAAGAUCAAUAUUUUCAUGGGGCUCAGAAGCCGUAAGGAGGGGGCCGGAUAAGGACCUUGCUAGGCAGAGGGGGGAAGUGAUAUUUUUCUAUCAGCCCUGCUCCCCUCUCACCGUGUAACGGAACUGGAAGGAGGGGGCUGGGACAGAGCCCUGACGGAGUCCAUCUUGCUGCUGCGACGAACAAGAAGCAGCCGCCGGUAUCCAAGGGACACAGAUGAACUUUCGGUCACAAUAAUUUGGUGUCUCAUGAGUGUGGCCGUCAGAGAUCCUCCACAGAAUAAGGCUGGCUGGAAACCACGUAUGAACUGCCAUAGGCACAAGCAAGGCUGAUUAGUCUUUAAGGUGCCACCAGACUCCUUGUUGUUUAAGCAAGGCUGAUGUCUGCCUAGUAGGGGGCUGUGAUGGACACGAGCUCCACACACCGCUUGUGUGUACACAUGCUAUCUACCCAUGCAUAAACAGCACUCAUGCAAACAACACUUGAACACACAAAUUUACAUGUGAUGGCUACUAUCUUGGCCAACAUACCGAAGACUGAACAGGGAACUUUGUGAGUUUCUACAAUUUAAGCUAAAGAGCCAAGCUCUCGGGCUGAGAGCUCUAAGAGACGCACACCCUCUGGGUUGGGCGCAGAGGGAGAAUUCAUAACACACAUGCACACACAAGACCAUGUGCAGGUACAGAUACAUGUGCAUCAUCGCACCUCUGAUAUUCAGCGAGUGCAUUUCUACCUGUGCUUGUUCGUUCUACUUGUCUCCACUGCUAACCUUCAACUGGGGCGUCUUCCCUUUCAGCUCGUCAUGAGGUUAUUCAUCAUUUCCUGUCAAAGUGUUGUGCAAGCAGUGCUGUGUCCCACUUCAGUAAUGGGGGAAGUGAUUCCCAUAUAACUUGUAAAGUAUUUGGAGAUUUAGAGAAAUAUAAAUGGGUCUUAGCCUUGGCCUGAAAGCUGCAGUCCAUUGAUGUACGGUAAGAUCACAGGAAACUGUCACAAGAUUUAGGGCCUGAGUGAGAUCUUAGUUUUGCUUGCUGUAAAUCUGGAGUAACUCCAUUGACUUUACACUUGAGGUCACUGGGCCUGGCUCUCAGUAACGCUGAUGAAGUCAGUGGAAUCACACCAGUAUCAGAUUGGCGUGAGAAGAGAAUUGUGCAUGUAAUUACACCAGGGCUGAGGUCGCUGGCAGUCUCAGCCCUUUGGCUUUUAUGUGAGGCUUUACAUUCUCGUUGCCAUAGGAAAAGGAAGAAAAGCCCUUUUACGUUCCGGGACGUUCCGUAAUUUCCUCCCGAGAUGGUGAAAUUCCAUCUUGGGCAAAACUUCCUUCUCCUUUCCGGGUACUUCUAGCUAGGAACUUUCCAUGCAUGUUGGGCUCCUACUGUCUAGUCACCAAAGACCCAGGACGCUCAGCAGAAAGAUGAGCCUGAGGAUUCUCUUUCUCUUAGCUGGCUCGUUGGCAGGUCCCAGCCUAACUCCCGCCCCACUUUUUUACUUGGACGUGUCUUCCGACCCCCCUGCCCGAGGAGACUCCGCCCGGCUCGUCUGCAUCGCGCCGAGUGCCUACGUGGAGAGCGAGUUCUGGUUGCUGAAGACGGACCUGGCUCAGCCUGUACAGAUGCUGUUUGCCUCGGAGGCCCAGCACCAAGUCACCUUCAUCCUGGGGAACGUCACCGGGAAGGAUGCCGGGCAGUACCGCUGCCAGUACCGCCGCUACAACGGGAGUGCCUGGCAGAUGUCAAAGUUCAGCAAUGUGGUGGAGAUUGUGGUGGCAGCAACUCCGACUGCUCCUCCCCCAGCUUCCACGGCUGCUCCAGAAGGUUCCCCGUGGCUGCUCCCUGUGACCCUCAGCGUGGCUGGAGCUUUGCUUCUGACCGUGGGCCUAGUGGUAGCAGUUGUGGCAGUCAGGCGAGUUAACGCCAGAAGACAACAGCUGAAAAGGGAUCAGGAAUCGUGCUGGACAGAAAGGAACUUUCCCACAACAGACAUGUCGUUCGAUAAUGGCCUGUUCACCGUCUCAGUGACAAUGGACCUGGAAGCCACAGGCAGCCAAGAUGCCUACAUCUCCCCAGGCUCCAGGAAAAGCCUCCGCUCCACUUCCUCUCUGGGAACCAACAGCUUCAGCACAUUCAAGUCCUUGCAAUGAGGGCCCGGGUGGAGGCCGGCCCGGGAUGCUCCAGCUAGCGACCCCCUGGUCCCGGCCCCGGCCCUUUCCUUAGUCCUUCCUUGGGCUCGGAGUCUCCCCCAGAACAGGGCAUCUGCCAGAGGGGCCAUUACCGGGGUGCGAGAGGAGAAUGAGCUUCAGUUAAGCCUCGUGCCUUGCUGUGCGCCUCCAGGAUCACGUGACAUGGACACCAUGAAAAGACGCCCAGAAUCUAGUCUACCUCCCGCACCGUGAGCAGCGUCACCGGCUCAGCCCUAGCAGCUGACUCGAUCCCUGGGGCAGAUGCUAGAAGCAGGAAGAGCCCAGCUGGGGUUGCAUAUCUUUGGGGCAGGAUUCGUGUGGCUGGCAGUGGAUUCUUCCACUGUAGCCAGAACAAAAAGAAGAACAGGAGGACUUGAGGCACCUUAGAGACUAACAAAUUUAUUAGAGCAUAAGCUUUCGUGGACUACACGUAGUCAGAACGACAUUCACACCAGCCAGCCAACCCUUUCCACCCCUCCACAAUCCCUUUCCUCCAAGCAGCGCUUCCCCAGGAUGACCUGACACGGGGGGAGAGCCAAAGACUCCAUAAAGUCCACUGCCGUGAAGGCUGUCGUCAGACUAUCGUACACGGAAGGCGCUCCUGGAUUGCUGUGAUGAGCAGCAGCUGUAAACCUGAGAUGAACAGAGGAUGCACAUAGGGAUGGAUAGGUAGAGGGGUGUGGAUGGACGGGUGUGUCUGGGGAUGGACAUAUGGGGACGGAUAGAUGGGUGGGUGGGAGUGGGGAUGGAUGGAUGGAUAUGCGGCUGUGUCUGGGAAUGGACAGUUGGAUUUGCACACCAAACACAUUUCAUCUGGAAUCACCGAGGAGAGAAUGAGUGUGGAAGCCCCAAAGGAACUGCUUUCCCGCCUAACUCCCCCCAACUCGAACUCCCUUGUCUUCUGCCUGAGACUUUCACUGAGGGGCUUUGCAGAAUGUUUAUACGUUUGCUUUUUGUUUCUGUAGGAAGUGAGUGUGGUCUAGCGAUUAGACCAGGGAGCCAGGACUCCUGGGUUCUAUACCCAGCUUGCGAUGUGACCUUAGGAAAGUCUCUUCCCCUCUCUGUGACAUAGUUUCCCUAUCUGUAAGAGGGAUGAUAAUGACCCCCCCCCCAGGAUUGUUUCCCAGCCUCUUUGAAAAUAUUAAGCACUAAGUGUUACAGUGUCUCCAGCUGCCACUGGAAACUGUAAGGUCAUUUUCUGAUUCAAUAAAGAUGUAAAUUUGUUGUUGGG
This is a messenger RNA of Trachemys scripta elegans, 4046 nucleotides long. RefSeq names its product chromosome 16 C19orf38 homolog (gene C16H19orf38). The transcript is spliced from 8 exons. Bases 1994 to 2776 code for a protein of 260 amino acids. The record is from RefSeq and is a predicted model, not a curated record. NCBI's taxonomy places the organism in Eukaryota, Metazoa, Chordata, Testudines, Emydidae.